AUGGGAUCAAGGGAUCCACAUCCAGGUUUUGUGCAUAUCCACUGGUCACUCUGUCGGUUCCUCUCUCUCUCUCUCUCUCUCUGUUUUGCAUGUUGGUUUCUAUUUAGUGUAGCUCUCUCUCUCUACCUGUGUAUUUUGCGCAAAUUCUGUUUUGGGUCCUUGAGCUUUGGCUCCUUCGUUUCUGUUAUCCACUUUACUCGGUUUGUCUCUCCCUGUGUGAGUGUGCAAGAAUUUGGAAAAGUGGGUUUUCUGGGCAUGAUGGAUCUCGUGGAAAAGGAAUCAUUGUGUGUGGGUAUGAUGAGUGAGAACAAGAAGUGCUGCUCUGAUUGCAAGACCACAAAGACCCCCUUGUGGAGAGGUGGGCCAGCUGGGCCAAAGUCGCUGUGUAACGCUUGUGGGAUCAGAUAUAGGAAGAAGAGGGUAUCAAUGGUGGGUUUUAGCCACGUGUCAUGUAGGAAAAGGGACAGAUCACAUGGUAAUGCUUCCACUGCUGCAACCACAUCAUCUACUCCUAAACCUGAUGGUGACGGUGAUGGCGACAGAGAUCUCAGCGAGUGUUUGAAAACGAAAUUAAUGGCAUUGGGGAAGGAUUUGUUGUUGCAGAGGUCGCCGUCAGUGAUGGUGACGAAGAAGCAGAGGUGCCAGAGGAGGAGGAAGCUGAAGGAGGAGGAACAAGCAGCUGUUUGUCUGAUGGCAUUGUCCUGCGACUCUGUUUUUGCCUAAAAGGAAGAAAAAGAACAAAACCUGAUAAAGAUAAACAAGACCCUAACCAACCAACAAAUAUUAAUACCUUUUGUUGUCUUUUGGCUUACCCCUUUUUUUUUUUUUUAAUAUUUUUAAUUUAAAGAAAUGAAGCAAAAUACCCUUGUUCAUGUUAUGUGGGUAUUUCCAUUUCAAAUACAGAAAAGGGAAAAUGAGGGUGCUGGUUGGAGAAAUGAUGUCCUCCCUGCCUUUUGGUAAUAUAUAUUUGGAUUAUAUUGUAAAUAAACUCUG
This is a messenger RNA of Corylus avellana, 993 nucleotides long. RefSeq names its product GATA transcription factor 15. Gene Ontology annotation, molecular function: sequence-specific DNA binding; zinc ion binding. The record is from RefSeq and is a predicted model, not a curated record. Gene Ontology annotation, biological process: regulation of DNA-templated transcription. Lineage: Eukaryota; Viridiplantae; Streptophyta; Magnoliopsida; Fagales; Betulaceae.